AUGGAAGACAAACUCAUGUCCCAUGGUUUAAUGACCAUCCGAGAUGUAUUCUCCCAGCUGACCUGGUUAAAAUGUCUGGCGGUGUUGAUCUUUUCAUGCAUCGUGACUCGUGUGAUUACUGGUCUACGCAGUCAACGGAACUCUGACUCGACAGAGGCGCGAACACCACGAGUAGCCCCCUACUGGUUUCCACGGUUCGGACAUGGACCAUCAUUUCUGUGGGACCAUGUUGGUCUGCUGGAGUCAUUACGGGACUCAAUGGGUGAGCCCGUGUUUGGAAUCUACUUGCAAGGGAAGGUCCACAACACUGUAGUGUCACCAUCAAUGAUCAAGACAGUCUUAUCGCAAAAACCAUCUGGCAUGAUAGUGCUUGAUCAGGCAAUGCGAAAUGUCUUUGGCGACCGAACCAUGGUGCGCAGUUUGCGUUCAAACCGUAACGAGGAAAUCGGUGGUGAUGUUUCAGCAAUUAUCAGCAAAGAAUCGUUCAUCACUGAUACAUCGAAGGCAAUCACCCGGCUGCUGCAGCGCAACGCUCCGAAUUUGGUGACCUUCUCUCGAAGCCCUGUGGACCAAGCUCCCUGGGAGCGCGACAGCUCCGUGUCGUUAUCUGAACAAGACCAGUCAAUCUGCGAGGUGAACCUAUUCGCGCUGGUGAGAGACUUCGUGGGCCACAACAUCACCACGUUGCUGCUAGGCGAGGCCUUCGUAGAAUCGUUCCCCGGUACGCUCCAGCAGUUUUGGACGUUGGAUGCCAAUUUCGUGUCGUUAUUUGCAGGAUUCAAGCGAUGGACACCUACGCCUGGUAUUUCCGCAGGACACGCUGCACGUUAUCGUCUCACGCAUAUCAUGUCGGUCUUUUACCGUGCGUUUACGGCCUGGGAUAAUGGCAUUGACCCAGGCAUUGAGCUUCGCGAUCUUGAUGAUGUGUCAGAGCUGUUCAAGCAACGCAUGCGAAUCUUCAACAAAAUGGACUUGUCGCCACAAGCCAGCGCGGCAGGUAUGUUAUCCCUUCACUGGGACCUGAUGGAGUACAUUGUCAAAAUGACAUUCUGGAAUCUUGUUCACAUUUUCGCCGACGAAGAAUUGCUCAAAGACAUCCGAAAGGAGAUGGCCCCGGCUGUGGAUUCCUCUCGCCCCAAUCGGCGAGAGACUGGAUUCCCAUUUGAUGAGCCCCCGAAGCUCAACCUCGACAUUGAGAAAAUGCUACAGACAUGCCACCUAUUGAAAGCUUGCCACUACGAAACCAUUCGUCUCCACUCUGCCGGAAUAUCACUCCGAGAGUUAGAAUCGGACUUGACUCUUACCGAGUCCGCGGGAGAAGCCAUAGAGCCUCGUACAUACAAUAUCCGAAAGGGCGAGAAGGUGCUCAUGCCUCAUGGCGUCUACCAGAACGAUCAAACGCGAUUUUCGAACCCAGACCAAUAUGAUCCGCUUCGUUAUCUUGUUACGAACCGUACAACUGGUAGCAAGGAGGCGAAUCCAGAUAUCCUCGGGCCAUUUGCAGAAGGUCUGUAUACGCCGAAGAAUAACGCUUUCACUGAACGGGCUAUCCUGGCGUUUACUGCUUCGAUCGUGUCUAUGUGGGUUAUCUCUUCCGCAGAUGGCAAAGGCCUUGUUGUACCCCCCACAAGAAGAGCUGGGGCUCUUUCUUGCCUGCGAAGGAUGUCAAGGUGCAUGUCAAAGCGAAGGUUUAAAGCAUUGUUUCGGAGUUGA
Penicillium longicatenatum is the source of this 1713-nucleotide messenger RNA. RefSeq lists its product as uncharacterized. The transcript is spliced from 2 exons. Lineage: Eukaryota; Fungi; Ascomycota; Eurotiomycetes; Eurotiales; Aspergillaceae. The record is from RefSeq and is a predicted model, not a curated record. Bases 1 to 1713 code for a protein of 570 amino acids. Gene Ontology annotation, molecular function: oxidoreductase activity, acting on paired donors, with incorporation or reduction of molecular oxygen; heme binding; iron ion binding.